Messenger RNA from Drosophila innubila, 622 nucleotides. It is a transcript of the gene Pfdn1, whose product is annotated as prefoldin subunit 1. Lineage: Eukaryota; Metazoa; Arthropoda; Insecta; Diptera; Drosophilidae. Gene Ontology annotation, molecular function: protein folding chaperone. The record is from RefSeq and is a predicted model, not a curated record. Gene Ontology annotation, cellular component: cytoplasm; prefoldin complex. Bases 123 to 503 code for a protein of 126 amino acids. Gene Ontology annotation, biological process: protein folding. The transcript has 3 exons.
CUUAUCUACCUACAAAAUAAAAGAUUCAAGAACUCGCAGGUGUUCAAACUUUUGCAGAAUUAUUGAACAAAAUAGAUAGUCUAAAGUUAAAAUAAAAAAGAGUCAAGCAGCUCACAUACAAAAUGGCACAAAUGGAUAUGGAAUUGAAAAAGGCCUUCACUGAGAUGCAGAUUAACAAAUUGGCCACUACGAAGAAGAUAAAUAUGAUUGACAUGAAAUGCGAUAUGGUUAAGACGGGCAAGCACAAAUAUACGCUAACUGAGAAGGGAACCAGCAAUUUGACGGAUGACACAAGGGUCUACUUGUCCGUUGGUCGCAUGUUUCUGAGAACGGAUGUGCAGAAUAUGCGUGAUGAGCUGAAGAACAAGCAAGAGAAAUGUGAUAAGGCCAUUGAGCUACUGGAAAAGAAGAAGGAAUUCUUGCAAAAGUCCCUCAAGGAUCAAGAGGAUGGCCUUCGUGAACUAGUACAACAGCGCAAGGAAGCGGAUACAACAGCGAAAUAAAUGUUCAUACACUCAAUUCAAUUCAAUGCAAUUCACACAGUCUACAGUCUCAGCAGCACAGUCGAGCAAACGCUAUUUAUUUUCAAUAUACUGGUCAAAAUUAAAGUUUGCAUAACUAA